AUGUUGAAUCGUGGUCUACGUCAGUCGUUAUUUGUUCUCGUGUUAGCUCUACAUCUAAUUGUCUUAUCAACAUAUACGAUUCUACGUUAUCAAAGAUCGACACCGACUGAAACUUAUCCAGAUCAUAUUUUGACAGAAGCAGAUCCAUUUGCUAAACCAUUAUCACCUGGACCUCUUCCGGCGAGUUUGAUUGAAAAAAGUGAACGAUUAUUGUUAAAUCAAAAUUAUAAACGAUUCAAUAAGCAACAGAAAAGUGCAGAUAAAAAGUAUAUUUUACCACGCGUACCAUGUCCACUUCUGCCACCGAAUUUAGUUGGCCGUGUUACGGCAGAUUUAUUCUCUUAUGAAAUGCAUGAAGUUGAAGAACAUUUAGCAAAUUCAAGUAUUCAACUUGGAGGUCAUUGGUCUCCACCACAUUGUACAGCUCAUUAUCGAGUGGCGAUUAUAAUUCCAUAUCGAAAUCGCGAUAUGCAAUUGCGAAUCUUUCUCAAUUUUAUGCAUCCGUUUCUUCAGAAGCAACAGAUCGAUUAUCAGAUUUAUCUCGUUGAACCAAUCGAGAAAAUUAAAUUCAAUCGAGCAUUGCUAUUCAAUAUUGGUUUCCGUGAAGCAUUGAAAGAAUAUCCAUGGCAAUGCUUUAUUUUUCAUGAUGUUGAUUUGAUUCCGGAAGACGACCGAAACAUUUAUUCAUGUCCGCCUGAGCCACGACAUAUGUCUGUCUCGGUAAAUACUUUCAAUUAUCAAUUACCUUAUCGGGGAAUCUUCGGUGGAGUAUCAGCGAUGACAAUCAAACAAAUGGAAGCAGUGAAUGGAUUUUCUAACCAAUAUUUUGGUUGGGGUGGCGAAGAUGAUGAUAUGUCCGCUCGUGUGAUCACAAAAUAUCGUAUAUCUCGGUAUCCGGCAUCAAUUGGUCGUUAUCGAAUGUUACGACACCGUCCUGAUACUCCGAAUUCUAAUAGAUUUACUUUCUUACAUCUUGGAACUGGGCUGAUGAAUCACGAUGGUCUUUCGAAUUUGCAAUAUGAUGUAGUCAGUAUCGACAAGAAGAAACUCUUUACGCAUAUUCUAGUAAAUUAUAAUGAAACUUUAAUCAAAGCUAGUGUUGCUGAUUUAGUCAAGAAAAAGAAAAAGCCUCAUUAA
Messenger RNA from Adineta ricciae, 1137 nucleotides. NCBI's taxonomy places the organism in Eukaryota, Metazoa, Rotifera, Eurotatoria, Adinetida, Adinetidae. The record is from the annotation of a GenBank genome assembly.